Molecule: messenger RNA, 3765 nt
Organism: Talaromyces marneffei
Lineage: Eukaryota; Fungi; Ascomycota; Eurotiomycetes; Eurotiales; Trichocomaceae
Exons: 5
Coding region: 1-3765 (1254 amino acids)
Biological process (GO): protein phosphorylation; intracellular signal transduction
Cellular component (GO): cytoplasm
Molecular function (GO): ATP binding; protein serine/threonine kinase activity
Source: RefSeq, a predicted model, not a curated record
AUGGAUGGUGCAGGAAAUCGCUCUGCACAGGGUAGACAGCCUCUGACUGACGCAGCUGCUCGAUUAAAUCAUGGCCCGACGAUUAUAACGCCUGGGGUCAAUGGAACAACACCCCAUCAUGAACGUCUCAAGUCAAUUGAAACUACACAACCUCAGGUCCCUCACAAUUCACCAGUGGUGGUCGCCGAUACGGCACGGCUCUCUGUAACUACCGACUCACCAGGUACUUCGAAUCGAAAUUCAGCAAUAUCGACCACUUCGACAGCGUCAGGAAAAGGAAAACUAAAGACGCACGUAGGGCCAUGGCAAUUGGGAAGAACACUGGGAAAAGGCGCCACUGGCCGGGUCAGACUGGCUAAGCAUGCGGUGACCGGACAGGCUGCCGCAAUUAAAAUCGUGUCGAAGAAAUCUGCCGCCAUGGUUCAAAGCGAAAGCAUAGCUGCAAUGGAUAGGAAUGCCUCUCUUUUAGGAGACCAGGCUACACGGCCGAUGCCUUUUGGAAUUGAGCGAGAGGUGGUGAUCAUGAAGUUGAUAGAACAUCCUAACGUUAUCGACCUGUACGAUAUCUGGGAGAAUCGAGGUGACCUCUAUCUUGUUCUUGAAUAUGUCGAAGGUGGCGAGUUGUUCGACUAUGUAUCGACCCACGGCCCUCUCCCGGAAGAAGAAGCGGUUCGAUUCUUUCGACAGAUAAUCUCCGGUCUUGCAUAUUGCCAUAGAUUCAACAUAUGUCAUCGCGAUCUGAAACCCGAAAACAUACUCUUGGAUCCGAAUCAUAACAUCAAAUUGGCGGAUUUUGGAAUGGCUGCUCUACAACCGGCUGGCCAUUGGCUUAAUACAUCAUGUGGAAGUCCUCACUAUGCCGCACCGGAAAUUAUCUACGGUCGAAGGUAUCGUGGUGAUAAAGCUGAUAUUUGGAGUUGCGGAAUCAUACUCUUUGCAUUGUUGACUGGCUUCUUGCCGUUUGAUGGUGGCGAUUUAUCGAAUACUUUACAUUUGGUGAAGAAGGGAAAUUAUCAUAUACCAACGUGGCUGUCUGUAGAGGCAGCUGAUAUGAUCCAGAGGAUCCUACAAAAAAGGCCAGAGGAUCGAAUCAGCAUACAAAGCAUGUUCAACCACCCCCUUCUCAAGAAAUAUGAGAUUUUACAUCAAGCAAUGUCCCAACAUCAACUUGGGCCUCCACCGCCUCUAUCAGCCAAAGAUUGUGGUCCAGCCGUAGCCUCUCGUGCCGAUAUUGAUCUGGAGCUACUUCGAAGUCUCCAGACUUUAUGGCACAGUGCCAAUACAGAAAGUCUGAUAGAGCGGCUUCUAUCUCAAGAGCCGAACCACGAGAAAAUGUUCUAUAAUGCCCUCAUCAAAUUUCGCGACGAACAGUUGGAAAACUAUCAUGGCCCACCUCUUGAAUACUCAGCAAGUGACUAUCACCACAUAUCUCGGCCACCUGCUGCCACGAGGGCAGUGGCAAAGCACUCUAAGAAUGGUCGACUCCAAGGACAUGCACGUCGUCGAUCUCAGUUUUCCAUCUUGACUGAAACAAGCCGGCGCAGUAAUAGUGGAAGAGAGCCAGAAUCAUCUGCCAGCUAUGAUCCAUUCAGAGCCUCUCGAACUCCGGUGGCUACGUCUACUGUGCAAUAUGCGACUGUUACCAUCCAUCGAGAUGAUAAUGUUCACAAAAAACCGGAGGAUGUACUUGUGGAAGUGCACGACGAUACUGCUGUUCUUCCUUCCUCGCCUCCAAGGGCAGAUGUCAUUCCAAGCUCUUCCGUUGAAAUCAUCCAAUGGAAUAGAAAGAAGAAAGCACAACGCUCGUUUCACUCAAGAAGCUCUUUAGCCACGUCUCGUCGUGGGUACAGUCCUGCACCUCAACACCGAGCUAGAUAUAGACGGAAUGUAUCCUUUCGCCAUAUCAGGAACAAAUCUGGUGGAGGUUCCUCAGCAAAGUCAGCGGGAGACUAUGCCAAAUCGCAGGGCUCUAUCGUAGAUUUGCUCGUCAACGAGAAGAGCUCCAAUCUACUUGCUGCUACGCCAUCUUCUGUCCGAAUGAGCAGUCCCGUGCUCCCAGCGCAACCUGCUGUCGUUCGCACUUCAGAUGUUGUCGCUAGUCUAGAUCAGGAUCUCUUAGUGAGGAAGAUCCGGGAUAAUUUCUGGGGAGAAGAAACAAGAAAGGUCUCUCACGAGUUCAGUCAAAUCUGCGAGGAAGCCUUCAACAGGUCAUCAGUAUCUACUGGACACACAGCUGUUAGCACUGCGACUACCGCCACAUCCAUGUCUAUACAUGAAGAGGCAGCGGAAAAGUCUCAAGUAGGGGAAAGCAGAGAGGCAUUAGACAAGAUUGCUGAUCUGCCGGCAUCUUACACUGUGAAAGAACUUGCCGAAACCCGUCGCAAACUGAUAGAGCACUCUACGAAGGCCGAAGCUGCAGGUUUGCCAGACUACCUGGGUGAAGUCAUAGCCCAUCUUGAUCGACUGAUUGAACAAGAUAUUGCGCGCAGCAAGGCUAAAUCUGAGUUCGUUGCUGAAAAUUCAAAUAGGCGUACACUGUCUGAACCACUUACCAAACCUGUUGCAGAUACGGGUUAUUUGCCUUCCAUUUCUGAAGAGAUAUUCACUCCGUUGGAGACAUCCAGUGGUUAUGAUUUAGAGCGUGUUGACCACCACGCUACACCUGAGCCAUCUCCCAGAGUCUCGCAAAAUCUCGAAGCAAAAUCUACUAUCAGAGUAGUCCCAAAAGACUCUUCCUUUCCCGCCAUUGAAGACAUCAAGCCCUUGACAAUACGAAAAAGAAGCGCUGUUACAGAAGCCCCUGUUCUGGUUUGCAAAUCGCGCCACAGUUCGGCUAGUUCUGUUAUUCAUGUUCGCAAGCAAGGUGUUCCAUCCGAACAACGAACAAGCAGCAACUCUGUCGCAACUAGUUUACGAUAUAACUCACAGAGUCCGAUGGUCUUGGAGACUAUAUCGGAAAGUUCGGAUUCGCGUAGGUCCAGUGCUAAGCCAUCCAACGAGAAGAAGUGGUCGUGGUUCGGUAAACACAAACCCCACGUGCAUGAAGAAAACUCUCAGGAAGCGACCUUACCGAGUGUAAAGGCAGCACCGGCUGGUUCGGUCAGUAUCGAAGCGCGUAUAGAUACGGAAGAAAAGGUCCCCAGAAAAGCAUCUGGAGAAAAGUCUCGUUCUAGCUUCCUGAAGAUUUUUAGCAAGAAAAAAGCAGACAAGACGGACAGCGACAGCCUUACAGGAGAGUCGUCUCAUGAACAAGAAGAUACUCAUGGCCAGAUUGAAUCCGACGAUCCUUCACUUAGCCAUGUUCCAAUUCCUUAUACCAAUCGUCGCACACGUGGACCAUCAGGUGCUAAUCAAAACUGGUUUGCACGGUUUUUCCAUGUCAAACCUGCUAUACGAACCAUAGCAUUCAAAAUACCUAAAGCGAAGAUUCGUAAGGAGGUUUACAGAACGUUUCUUGAGUGGAAAGUCUACGGAAUGGACAACGUAUCCCUCGACAGGGCCAAGAAUGUGGUCCGCGGGCGUGUUUGCGAGUCAAAUCAUCUCAAUCUACGUCCGGUCGAAUUCUCAGCGGAGUUCUUCACGGUGCUCGAACAUGGGCGACACGCCAAUCUUAGUCUCGUUCGCUUCCGUCAAGAGCGCGGUGCAGCCUCCUCUUUUCACAAAGUCGUUGAUAUCUUGGAGUUGACCUUGAAGCGGCGGUCAUUCAUCGUUGAAGAUCCAGUGCGAUCGAAAAAGAUGAUAAAAAUUCUGGAUAAUAUACCUUAG